CUUUGAUGUCCACUAUAUGGCUGUCCACCCUCGACAUAAAUAGUUGAUUUGUCGCCCUAUGGAUCGACCACACUUGAUACCUAUCCAUUCUCUCGCCGUUCAUCUCACAAGACCCUUUCUUCAAAAUGCAUGGACUUCUCUCCAUCGGGACGGCCCUUGCCGUUAUGGCCCAGGGCACAAGUGCUGCCACCAGUGCCAUCGCCUCUUGGUACGGAGGCAACCUGAACGGAGGCAACUGCGCCUUGACAGGUUACACUUUGCCAUCUGGUGUACUGGGCACUGCUCUAUCGUACACCAACUACAACGGUAACUGUGGCACAUGCCUCAACGUCAAGGGACCUAAGGGAAACACCAUCAAGGUUAUGGUUGUCGACAAGUGCCCCGAGGGGUGUGGAGCCGGCCAGCUCGAUCUGUUCCCCAACGUGUUCGCCGCACUUGACAACCCGGACAAGGGUCUGAUCAACGUCCAGUGGGAACAAGUUCCGUGCGGCAUCACCUCUCCCCUGGUCGUCCGCAACAAGGAGGGAACCUCAAAAUGGUGGUUCUCCAUGCAAGUCAUGAACCACAACUACCCAGUCACCAAGUUCGAGGUCAGUACCGACGGAGGCAAGAGCUGGCAGCCCACUGUCCGUCAGGACUACAACUACUGGCAGAGGAGCAGUGGUGAUGGUUUCAACGUGGACACCGUGACCGUCCGGGUUACAUGUUCCAAUGGCAAGCAGGUCACCGUGAACAACAUUGGGACCAAAGAGAAAGCUCAGUUUACUGCUUCUGGAAACUGCUGAAAAGACAUACGUUGGCAAUUUUGAGAUCUUGUCAUGAUUCAUAAGUCAGUGUCAGUUGGAACAAGUCGUAUUGUUCCGGGCACCGGCAUGAAAGGUUGAACGAAAGGAUUGGGUAUUGUACAUACUUCUCAGCUUCUUGAACAUAUUUAGACGUCGCGCCUCACUUUUGGCUGCAGUACGAACAUUCCAAGUCCUCCACGAUCGGA
Messenger RNA from Colletotrichum destructivum, 991 nucleotides. Its product is annotated as Putative Barwin domain, expansin, cellulose-binding-like domain superfamily. Bases 126 to 785 code for a protein of 219 amino acids. NCBI's taxonomy places the organism in Eukaryota, Fungi, Ascomycota, Sordariomycetes, Glomerellales, Glomerellaceae. The transcript has 3 exons. Gene Ontology annotation, biological process: defense response to bacterium; defense response to fungus. The record is from RefSeq and is a predicted model, not a curated record.